Phycodurus eques (leafy seadragon) is the source of this 1153-nucleotide messenger RNA. RefSeq names its product enkurin, TRPC channel interacting protein (gene enkur). The record is from RefSeq and is a predicted model, not a curated record. Gene Ontology annotation, cellular component: acrosomal vesicle. Lineage: Eukaryota; Metazoa; Chordata; Actinopteri; Syngnathiformes; Syngnathidae. The coding region runs from base 73 to 828 and encodes 251 amino acids. Gene Ontology annotation, molecular function: calmodulin binding. The transcript has 5 exons.
UAAUUUGCGACGUUUUGACGGAAUUUUACGACAUUUACCGGCUUCAACUCGAUUCAUUGGAACAUUUUCAACAUGGCUAAGACGGUUUAUCCCCAAGAGAGUAUCUACAAUUUUUUACCUGAGGUGGUUCACACUGAAAAGCCAAAGUACAAGUCCAAGUUUAGGCCAGCAAUUCCCCUGGAGGACAAGGUGCCCAAGAAUGCAAUGAAAACUAUGGGCCCAGCAAAAAUGGAGACCCCAUCGCCCGAUAAAUACCUCAAAAAGCAUUCCAAAGAGCCCAAACUGCCUGAAAAAAAAGAGCGUCCUCAUCGCAUGUGCACUGCAAAGAAGCCAAGCGUCCCCUUGAGGUCCAAACAGCCGCCCGUGGGCCUUCACACGGGGAGAAACUCCAUCAAGACCACAACGGCACCCGUGCAGACGAAACCGCUGGCAGCUUCUGUUGACACCAACCGAGGCCACAAGGAGCUCCUGGAACAUUCUGGACUGGUCCCCAAGUACGUCAAGAAAAAGGGUUACGGCCAGGUGCCCCAGUACCUGCAGCAUCGCGGCGAGGGAGUGCAAAGAGCUGUGGAAGAGUACAACGACUACAUGAAGGAGCAGAUGGAGCGAGGCGCCAUGAGGCAGCUGUCAGACGAGGAGCGACAGGCCAACCUGGAGAGCCUGAGGAGGACCUUGGCCGAGCUGCAGGACAAGUACCGGCGUCUGCCGGUGGUCGUGGACACGUUGAUGAGGAAGAGUCGCAAGCUGCAACUGGAGGCAGAAAUGAAGCAGCUGGAGAGCGACGUGGGCCUUUUUGAGAGGUUCAAGACCAUUUACAUCGCCAAGUAGCAAAGACCUGCGCCGAGGCCCGGUAAUCCCAAUUGGGCUCAGCGCUACAUUUUGCACCUUCAGGCUUCAUGGCAGUGUCGCUGAGGAUUUUGGGGAAAAUGCCAAUCAAAAUGUCUUGGCUUUUCUCUUGGCCCCAAGCCUCAGCCCUUUGCAAAAUUUUGUGGAAAUUGGUGGUGUCGGUUUUCUGCUCAUCCUGCUAAGUAACAAGUAAACAUUGCUAAAACCGACUUCGCGGGGUGUCUUUGGAUCCUUAAAAUGGACGGAUUUAAUUUGAGCUCCCAAAAUGUAUGCCUGAAAUAUCUUGAAAAUUACACUUCAUCUUUAA